Messenger RNA from Exaiptasia diaphana, 795 nucleotides. RefSeq lists its product as uncharacterized. The record is from RefSeq and is a predicted model, not a curated record. Lineage: Eukaryota; Metazoa; Cnidaria; Anthozoa; Actiniaria; Aiptasiidae. The transcript has 4 exons.
AUGAUCGGAAAUUACUGCAAUAUUUCCAAUGGUACCAGAGUAUGCUCUAGACAUUUUAGUGAAGAGGACUAUCUUGCACCUGAUAAUGCAGGACGGYGAAUGCUGAAGGGGGGAUCUGUGCCAUCAAGAUUUGACUGGUCUUCUCAGCCGAAAUCAAGGAGAAAGAUUKUAUGACAUACAGACAGAGAUACUCAGACAGAUGAAUCUGAGUCAGAUUCAGAACCCAUGUCUAGCUCUGACUUAAUGCAGGAGGAGAUUACAAGUCUUAAAGCUGAAUUACUUGCAACUAAAGAACUGUUAAUGAAAAGCCAAAGUGAAACUGUAGCUGCCAAGGAGAAAAUCUUAGAGGUAGAAGGAGAGGCUAGAAAGAUAAAAGCAGAGGCAAAGAAAGAGAUUGAAGAAUUGAAGAGGGUAGCUGCAGAACAGUUUGCUGUACACAAAUUUGGGUUGGAGAGAUUCUCAUGUGACAAAGAUUCAAUUAGGUUUUAUACAUCCUUUCCUUCGUAUGAUCAAAGAUUUUUCCAUAAGAUUGACAGUAUUAAGAAGUACCACCGCUUCAGGUUCACGAAGAAUGAACCUGGUGUUGUUUACGUCAAAGAGUACGUAUCGUYAGAGGAAAAACGGCCGACUCUCACCAAUAASUGGARGGAUGUACCAGCAAGAACACCGCCAGUUAUUACUCCAAGCGGGUUAGACAGCAACAGGAAGAGCUAUCUCUAUCGAGAAAUAAGACAAUUUUGUAAACCAGGGACGGAAGAUCUUGUUGCUCCUGCCCCAUUGACAGGAGAUCUUUAA